Messenger RNA from Dentiscutata erythropus, 1254 nucleotides. NCBI's taxonomy places the organism in Eukaryota, Fungi, Glomeromycota, Glomeromycetes, Diversisporales, Gigasporaceae. The record is from the annotation of a GenBank genome assembly.
AUGCAAAUAAAUCACAAGAACUCUGAGAGUUCUAACAAACAUUUAAAUGUUAAAUUAGAAAAGAACGAUCUGACUAAACAUAUUGAAGAAGAUAUUAUUACCUCCUCAAUACGACAGCGUCAUCCCACUUUCAAUAACAGUUCUGCAACUCAAGCAAUGUUAAUAAAUAACGAUGGCAGAUUACAACCUAGACAGUUAAACAGAUCAAAAUAUCGGUAUUUGGUGAUAGUAUCAGUUCUUAUUUUAUUUUGUUCAUUUGAAGCACUUUUUAAAAAUAAUCCUAAAUCUGAUGAAGGUUUUAACUAUGAAAAUGAUAAAGAAACAAAAGUAAUGUCUGAACAUCAUUUUAAGAUUCAUAAUCUCGGUGUAACAGUGGGCAAAAGUGGUAUUGUUGCUCAAAAUAGAAAACCAAUUAAAGAUGAACUUAACGAGUUAGAUAAAAAAAUAGAAAGUGCAAGUGAUGAACUUGAAAUAUUUCAUCAUCGAUCAGGGAAAUUUCUUUUGUUACUUGCAAAUAGAAUAGAAGAACCAUCUUUAAAAGAAAUUGAAAAUUCUAUUCGUGAGCAUCUCAAUGUGAUAGAAAAACAAAUAUCCAGACUUCAGGAACAACUUGAUAAAGUUAUAGAAUCCUUUUCCCUAGUUCAGAGAAGUACAAAAUCUGCGCGUGGGUAUCUUAUUGAUGGUGAACGUGAAGCUGAGGAGGCCUUGAAAAAACACUGGUCAAGAAUCGUCAUUGAUUCUAUAUUACGAAAGCGAACAGAGUCAGAACUUAAACAAAUAGAAGAUAUGUCAAGUGAUAUUCAGGCUGUUCAAAAAAUACCAACUACAAAAGAUAUAAAAUGUUUAGAAAAUGCGGUCAUUAAUCUUAAAAAGCAACAUACAAAAUUCUCUUCUGCAGAGAGGCAAUUAGUACACAUGCCAACAGAUUCUUCUUAUUUUGGUAGAAAUAAUCCUCGAAACAUAGAAUGUACUGAAUUUACAGCAAUGAUUGAUAAGCCUAAUAAUGCGUAUCUGAAAAAAAUAAGAAUUUGGUCAUCAGAUAUAGUCAAUAACAUUGGAUUCUUUUAUUCUGAUGAUACAUAUGACAUAUACGGUGCACCAGGUGAUGAUGAUCAUUAUGAUUUUGAUUGGCAUAAAGGUGAAAAAAUUAAACAUAUUCUUGUGCGAAUUGAAACUGUAUUGUAUGCAAUCCAAUUUCAUACUGAUCGAGGUCGUGAUUCUGAAUGGCAUGGUGAAACCAUUUAUGGUAUUUAA